ACACCUGAGUUCACAAUCCUGGGGCGAUAUGGCAGAAUCUUUUUUUUCGGAUUUUGGCUUGUUGUGGUACCUGAAGGAGCUCAGAAAGGAAGAGUUUUGGAAACUUAAGGAGCUCCUCAAACAACCUUUGGAGAAAUUUGAACUCAAGCCAAUCCCCUGGGCUGAGCUGAAGAAGGCCUCCAAAGAAGAUGUAGCAAAGCUGUUGGACAAACAUUACCCAGGAAAGCAGGCAUGGGAGGUAACACUGAACCUGUUUCUACAGAUCAAUAGGAAAGAUCUCUGGACAAAGGCUCAGGAAGAGAUGAGAAAUAAGCUAAACCCGUACAGAAAGCAUAUGAAGGAAAAAUUUCAACUCAUAUGGAAGAAGGAAACCUGUCUUCACGUCCCUGAGCAUUUCUACAAAGAAACCAUGAAAAAUGAGUAUAAAGAAUUGAAUGACGCAUAUACUGCUGCGGCUAGACGACACACUGUGGUCCUGGAAGGUCCUGAUGGAAUUGGAAAAACAACCCUUUUAAGAAAAGUGAUGUUGGACUGGGCAGAGGGAAACUUAUGGAAGGAUAGGUUCACAUUUGUGUUUUUCCUCAAUGUCUAUGAAAUGAACGGUAUCGCAGAGACCAGCUUACUGGAGCUCCUCUCUAGGGACUGGCCGGAGCCUUCAGAGAAGAUCGAAGACAUUUUUUCCCAGCCAGAGAGAAUUCUGUUCAUCAUGGAUGGCUUUGAGCAACUGAAGUUUAACUUACAACUUAAGGCUGACUUGAGCGAUGAUUGGAGGCAGCGGCAGCCAAUGCCGAUUAUCCUGAGCAGUUUGUUGCAAAAAAAGAUGCUUCCAGAAUCCUCUCUGCUUGUUGCAUUAGGAAAACUGGCUAUGCAAAAACACUAUUUUAUGUUGCGGCAUCCAAAACUCAUAAAGCUCUUAGGAUUCAGUGAAUCUGAAAAGAAGUCGUAUUUCUCCUACUUCUUUGGUGAGAAGAGCAAAGCCUUGAAAGUCUUCAAUUUUGUGAGAGAUAAUGGGCCGCUGUUUAUCUUGUGCCAUAAUCCCUUUAUAUGCUGGUUGGUCUGUACUUGUGUGAAACCGAGGCUAGAGAGGGGAGAAGACCUUGAAAUAAACUCCCAAAACACCACCUAUUUAUAUGCAUCCUUUUUAACAACUGUAUUCAAAGCAGGAAGUCAGAGUUUUCCACCUAAGGUGAACAGAGCCCGACUAAAAAGCCUGUGUGCUUUGGCUGCAGAGGGAAUUUGGACAUAUACAUAUGUAUUUUCCCAUGGGGAUCUCCGGAGGAAUGGGUUAUCUGAGUCUGAGGGCUUGAUGUGGGUGGGUAUGAGACUCCUCCAAAGGAGAGGGGACUGUUUUGCCUUCAUGCAUCUGUGUAUCCAAGAGUUUUGUGCCGCCAUGUUUUAUUUGCUGAAACGACCCAAAGACGAUCCUAACCCGGCCAUUGGAAGCAUAACCCAGCUUGUAAGAGCAAGUGUGGUUCAGCCUCAAACCCUCUUGACCCAGGUGGGGAUAUUCAUGUUUGGAAUUUCAACAGAAGAAAUCGUCAGCAUGCUGGAGACCUCCUUUGGUUUUCCACUGUCAAAAGACCUAAAGCAGGAAAUAACCCAAUGCCUUGAAAGUUUAAGUCAAUGUGAAGCUGAUAGGGAAGCCAUAGCUUUCCAGGAACUAUUCAUUGGUUUGUUUGAAACUCAGGAAAAAGAAUUUGUAACCAAAGUGAUGAAUUUCUUUGAAGAAGUUUUCAUUUAUAUUGGUAACAUAGAACAUUUGGUAAUAGCUUCAUUCUGCCUGAAGCAUUGUCAACAUUUAACGACACUUCGCAUGUGUGUGGAGAAUAUCUUUCCAGAUGACUCAGGAUGCAUCUCAGAUUACAAUGAGAAGCUCGUCUACUGGCGGGAGCUUUGCUCAAUGUUCAUUACCAACAAGAACUUCCAGAUUUUAGACAUGGAAAAUACCAGCCUCGAUGAUCCCUCCCUGGCGAUUCUUUGCAAAGCGCUGGCUCAGCCUGUUUGUAAACUCCGAAAACUCAUAUUUACUUCUGUGUACUUUGGACAUGAUUCAGAAUUAUUUAAGGCAGUUCUUCACAACCCUCAUCUGAAACUUCUGAGCCUGUACGGCACUAGCCUCUCCCAGUCUGACAUCAGACACCUGUGUGAGACGCUGAAACAUCCAAUGUGCAAGAUAGAAGAGCUGAUACUGGGAAAGUGUGACAUCUCCAGUGAAGCUUGUGAAGACAUCGCCUCCGUCCUGGCCUGCAACAGCAAGCUGAAACACCUCUCCUUGGUAGAAAAUCCCUUGAGGGACGAAGGAAUGACGUUGCUGUGUGAAGCCCUGAAGCACCCACACUGUGCCCUGGAGAGGCUGAUGUUGAUGUACUGCUGUCUCACCUCUGUCUCCUGUGACUCCAUUUCCGAAGUCCUCUUGUGCAGUAAGUCCCUGUCCCUCCUCGAUCUGGGCUCAAAUGCCCUGGAAGAUAAUGGAGUGGCAUCUCUGUGUGCAGCGCUGAAGCACCCAGGCUGCAGCAUACAGGAGCUGUGGUUGAUGGGCUGUUUCAUUACUUCCGAUUCCUGUAAGGACAUUGCUGCUGUUCUUAUUUGCAAUGAGAAACUGAAGACCCUGAAACUUGGGCAUAAUGAAAUAGGAGACACUGGUGUCAGACAGUUAUGUGCAGCUUUGCAGCAUCCUCACUGUAAAUUAGAAUGUCUCGGGCUGCAAACGUGUCCGAUCACCCGUGCCUGCUGCGGCGACCUCGCCGCGGCACUCAUCACCUGCAAAACACUGAGGAGCCUGAACCUCGACUGGAUUGCCUUGGACGCUGAUGCGGUGGUGGUGCUGUGUGAGGCAUUGAGCCACCCGGACUGUGCCCUGCAGAUGCUGGGGCUGCACAAAUCUGGCUUUGAUGAAGAAACUCAGAAGAUCCUGAUGUCUGUCGAAGAAAAAAUUCCCCAUCUGACCAUUUCACAUGGACCUUGGAUUGACGAGGAAUACAAGAUCAGGGGUGUGCUCCUCUGAUGGGGAACACCCUGAAGUAGUCUUCUCACAAAGGCUUUCCUUGGCCACAGUGGGACCUUCACCUGGCACCUCUAUCCUGUAAUUGCACAUCAUGGCAGGAGGGCUGUGAUUUCAGAGGUACUCCCUAGGUGUUCUAGCAAUAUGAUUAUGGAGUGUGAUUCAGUGUACAUGCUGAUUGUCUUUGCCUCGGUCCUAUAUCCCCUUGUCUUUAGAAAUCCCAUCCUGCCUUGUGAUAUUUAGAAGCAUAAGUACGUUAAACAAGUGCUAAAGGCUCUGGAAAGCAUGACUUUAUUUUCUUAAUGGAUGUCUUGGUGUGUAGGAGCAUGCAUUUGUAGGCACCACAAUCCGGAUACUUCUGACACAGAAGUGAUGCUAGAAUGUGUCUAUAGAUUGUAUUGCUAGCAUCCAAACUUUCUAGUUUGUCCAGAUUUUGAUUUGAUCAAUUUUCUUGUCCAAUAAAAAAGCAUUUCCAAAUCUCUACUUAUCCUUUUAUAUAUGACACCCCAAUAGAUUUUUCUAAAAAUUCAGUAUUAUUCAAAUGUAUCUAUACUGUUUGUAUUUCAAAACACAAUAUUAAACACUUCAUUGUCAUAAUUAAACAUUCCCUAGUUCCCU
Gorilla gorilla gorilla (western lowland gorilla) is the source of this 3619-nucleotide messenger RNA. RefSeq names its product NLR family pyrin domain containing 9 (gene NLRP9). The record is from RefSeq and is a predicted model, not a curated record. The coding region runs from base 29 to 3004 and encodes 991 amino acids. The transcript is spliced from 9 exons. NCBI's taxonomy places the organism in Eukaryota, Metazoa, Chordata, Mammalia, Primates, Hominidae. Gene Ontology annotation, cellular component: canonical inflammasome complex; cytoplasm. Gene Ontology annotation, molecular function: protein binding. Gene Ontology annotation, biological process: regulation of inflammatory response.